Eruca vesicaria subsp. sativa (arugula) is the source of this 1480-nucleotide messenger RNA. Lineage: Eukaryota; Viridiplantae; Streptophyta; Magnoliopsida; Brassicales; Brassicaceae. The record is from the annotation of a GenBank genome assembly.
CUCUCUUCUUCGAGAAUAAUGGCGUUUGGUUUGAUCGGGAGAGUUGUUGGGACAAAGCCGUCGAGAUUAUCCGCGGCGGCGCGAUUGAUUCCGUCGCGUUGGACAUCAUCAGGAGCAGAAGCACAAUCAAAAGCUUCAAGAGCGAAACUGAAGACGUUCCAGAUCUACCGAUGGAAUCCAGAUUCUCCCGGGAAGCCUGAGCUCCAAGAUUACCAGAUCGAUCUCAAGGACUGUGGGCCCAUGGUUCUAGACGCGUUGAUCAAGAUCAAGAACGAGAUGGAUCCGUCGCUCACUUUCCGUCGCUCGUGCCGAGAAGGUAUCUGCGGUUCGUGCGCGAUGAACAUCGACGGAUGCAACGGCCUCGCUUGUUUGACGAAGAUCGAAUCGGAAUCUUCGGAGACGACGAUCACGCCGUUGCCGCAUAUGUUUGUGAUUAAGGAUCUGGUGGUGGACAUGACGAAUUUUUAUAAUCAGUACAAGAGUAUUGAGCCGUGGUUGAAGAGGAAGAGUCCGGCCUCUGUUCCUGGGAAGGAGAUUCUGCAGAGUAAGAAGGAUAGAGCUAAGCUUGAUGGGAUGUAUGAGUGCAUUCUCUGUGCUUGUUGUAGCACCUCUUGCCCUAGCUAUUGGUGGAACCCUGAGUCUUAUCUUGGCCCUGCUGCUUUGCUCCAUGCCAACAGGUGGAUAAGCGACAGCCGAGAUGAGUAUACUAAAGAAAGACUUGAAGCCAUUAACGACGAGUUCAAGCUCUAUCGGUGCCACACAAUCUUGAACUGUGCUCGUGCCUGUCCAAAGGGAUUAAACCCAGGAAAACAGAUCACACACAUCAAGCAACUUCAGAAAUAAGGUUAACACAACUACUCAAAUCAUGGAGUGCCCAUUGGAAUCUCAUUCAUCAUUGGGGUUUUUGAAGCUAAUAAAUCUGCAAGAAACUCUGAUUUUUGGAAUAAUUCUGGUAUUGCUUUUGCAAACUUACAAACAUGAUAACAGAUGAGUUUUGCUUUGCCUUUAUAUAAACAUCGCAUUUUUUUUGAGCUUUGCCUUAUUAGUGAAUAAAAGAAAACAAUGAUGACCCUUACAAUUCUACAAAAGAGGAAAGUGUUUGGUGCCAAAAGAGACGUAUGAUCAGUUUUGACGGGACAGAGCAAGAAACACGGUAGCAUCUGAAAUCUGAAUUUUGAGAUCAGCAAUAUCAAUAUCGUGCCCUCCUUCAACUAGACCCCAUUUGUCCACCUGCGUGAAACAGUGUUGACAAAGAUCAGAUGCACAGAAGCAAAAGGUUAUGAAUGUGAUAGAUUUUAGUAAUCUCUGUAACAAACACUUAAGAACUGAAUAUUAUUGAAUCAAGCUUGUAAGUACAACUCGUGGAUCAAUCUCAUAGUGAUCGAUCACUCAUCAUCGUUCUCAUAAUGAAGCAGAGACUCAUGUCGUCUUCCACUUUCAACAAUACAAGCAUGACACGUUGUAAAUGUUAUAACGGCAA